Molecule: messenger RNA, 207 nt
Organism: Dictyostelium discoideum AX4
Lineage: Eukaryota; Evosea; Eumycetozoa; Dictyosteliales; Dictyosteliaceae
Exons: 2
Coding region: 1-207 (68 amino acids)
Source: RefSeq, a predicted model, not a curated record
AUGGCAAUUUUUGCAUCUUUAAAAUCAAUCUAUAAUUUUAAUAAAUCAAAUAUCGAUAAUAAAAACAUAUUUAAUUCAAAUAGUUUUAAUUCAAACAAUGGAAUUAAUAAAAUUUCUAGAUUACCACCAGGAUAUUUCGAUUCUACUAGUUUCCCAACAAAAGGAUAUGUACUUCAAUACCCAGAUGGAAUCCCAACAACUUGUUAA